Molecule: messenger RNA, 3727 nt
Organism: Carassius carassius (crucian carp)
Lineage: Eukaryota; Metazoa; Chordata; Actinopteri; Cypriniformes; Cyprinidae
Product: hormonally up-regulated neu tumor-associated kinase homolog A-like
Exons: 10
Coding region: 1-2184 (727 amino acids)
Biological process (GO): protein phosphorylation; intracellular signal transduction
Cellular component (GO): cytoplasm
Molecular function (GO): protein serine/threonine kinase activity; ATP binding
Source: RefSeq, a predicted model, not a curated record
AUGACAGAUUCAGGCGAGCUGGAGCAGGCGGCAACCCCCUGCUUUGGAAAAGUGCCCCGUGACCUGCUCCAAAACUUUCCUCACACUAAGCGUGUGGGCAGCUACCUGGUGGGCAAAAUGAUCAACAAGGGCUCAUUCGCCAAGGUUAUGCUAGGCAUGCACAUCAGCACAGGAGAGAAGGUGGCGAUCAAGGUGAUAGAUAAGAAAAAGGCUCGUCAGGAUUCAUACAUUUUAAAAAACAUGAAGCGCGAACCCCGGAUUCACCAGUUGAUCCACCACCCGAACAUCGUCUUGCUGCUGGAGACGCUGGAGACGGAGAACUGCUACUACAUGGCCAUGGAGCUUUGUGGAGGAGGAGACCUUAUGGAUCGAAUCUGUGAACGCAAACGGUUGGAGGAGAGAGAGGUUCGCAGAUACACCCGUCAGAUACUGUCUGCAGUGGAACACCUGCAUCGACACGGGAUAGUUCACAGGGACUUGAAGAUUGAGAACUUACUACUGGAUGAGCUCAACAACAUAAAGAUAGUAGACUUUGGACUGAGUAACACUCUGAAGGCAGACUCUCUCUCUCUGGAGCUGCUGAACACUCAAUGUGGCAGUCCUGCUUACGCGGCUCCUGAACUGCUGGCCCACAAGAAGUACGGCCCUAAAGUGGAUGUGUGGUCAGUGGGUGUGAGUAUGUUUGCCAUGUUGACUGGCAAUCUACCGUUUACAGUGGAGCCCUUCAAUAUCAAGCAGCUUCAUCAGAAAAUGGUGAAUGGAGAAAUCAGUCCGAUACCAUCGGACAUCAGCAAAGCGGCUGUACAGUUUGUCUUGUCUCUGCUGGAGCCAGAACCAGCAAAAAGGCCAACAGUAAAAACAGCAAUGCAGGAUAAAUGGUUGAAUGAGGGAUAUGCCAAGAGACCCCUCCAUACUGUCACUCAUAAAAACAGGCUGCGUCCUGAGGAUCUGAAUUCUGCUGUGUUAAAAUACAUGACUGAAUCUCUAGGUUACGGUCUUUCUGAUAUCAUCCACACGGUCACCAGUAACAAGCCAUCAACCACUUUGGCUUGCUACCAUCUCCUGCUGAAAAAACUCACCAGGCAUCAGAAAGUAGUGAGGACCAUGAAGAGAGAAGAGAACAGCGAAUGGAAUCUUCUGAAUAAGGGCUUGUUGAGAAGGACAUGCAAUGCAAGUGCAAAGAGUCAGCAGCAGUCUCCUCAGAGUGACACAGCCAAUGAGAGGAGCACAAGGCAGUCCAGUAAGACCCAGCAGAGCCAAUCACAGGACAGAGACACCCAGAGUGCCACAAAAAGGACAGCAGAGAGCAUAAGACCAAAGCAGUCAAGCCUAGUGGACAGAGAAGAUUCUCCUUCACUUCUGCCUGUGGAUACAGCUAAUGAGAUCACCAUGCUGGUCAAGACACAUGAUGGGCUGAUUCCUAAGGUCUUAACUUUUGGUGAGAAGGAGAAGCUUUGUGUUUCACCGCCUAAGUGUUCCUGCAGAGAGGGAAGUGGCACCAAACUCUGUGAUUCCGCCACUUUUGAUGCCACUGUAACCAUAGAAACUUCCAGAGACUCCCAGACAAUGAAAACAUCAAUCAAACCACAUGAUCUGAGACCGGCUUACUCUGACAAAUAUCAAGUGCUAGAAUACGAACAUCAGCCUGAUGACAAGUUAGAAAAGUUGCAGACAUUCUACUCCGAGAGAGGGGCAUCUCCCAGAAUGGGACAGCGCUUUAAGGAUUUAUUACUAGCCAUUGAGGAGAAAACCUACAAUGCUCGCCACCUCAGCGCCAUGGAAACCACAACACAAACCUCCCCUUUACCUCGACUGCGUCACACUAGAACGCUGAAGGAAGCCACACCUAGAAAAGUCACCUGGGUCGGUCUUAGGCACCACACAACACCUGGCACUGGCUCCUCGCCUUUCUUAGUAAAUGGGUCCAAACCUCCAUUGUUUCCAUCUCAGAGACAACAAGCUCUCGUCAUUAAAAACCUGAGACAUGCAAAGGAGAAGAGGAACACAGGAACGGGAGGAGGAGGAGGGAUUGGUGUCCCCAGUAAUACCUCGAAAAGAAACUCUGUUCAGUUGCGAACAGCUAUACAGCGCAGAGUCACGGACCUCAGCUUACCAAUGCUUCCGUCUGCUUUACAAAACAAAUCUGACAUAAAGACAAAAAUACUCAGAAUGGAUUUCAGGUGACAUUUCAGGGAUUUGAGGCCUUCUCAAAGGGAAUAUGCUGGGUUCAGUACAAGUCAUGCUCAGUCGACAGCAUUUGUGGCAUACUGUUGUUUACUACAAAACAAAUCAUUUUGAUCCAUGCAUCCCUUGUUUAAGGCAAGACACUACAGGAAAAACCAUUGUUUUUUUCAUGCACAUAUAUUCUAAAGAUUUUUACAGAGGAGUUUUGUUCAUAUAUCAUCCAUCUGGUUUAUAUACAUUUUUAUUCCUUAAAAUAUGGUAAAAAUAUUUUUUGUUUUAUAGAGUCAUAAAGGUUUUUACAAAGGGGAUUUUGGAUAUCUUAACUCUAAUAUAUCAAUAAAGUGGAAUUUUGAACUUGACUUUAUCUAAUGUUCAGAUUUGACAUGUAUGCAAAUUUGGGCAUAUUUGACUAGACAGUGUUUCAUUUGCAUAUUUUAAAAACAUAAAAUUUCAGAAAACUUAUAAUACAAAACAGUUGUCUUAAUGUACUGUGAUUAAUCAACUGGUGAAUGGUGGGGCACCAUUGAGUCGGAUUUGUAAGCCAAGGGUCACUGGUUUGAUUUCUCAGUACCAGCAGAAAUUGUUGGUGGGGGAGUGAAAAGACAGUGCUCUCUUCAUCCCUCAAUACCCACAACUGAGUUGCCCUGGAGCAAGGCACCAAAACCCCAUUUGCUGCCAAGGUGCCGCGGCAAAAUGGCUGUGAUCGCGGUGUGUGUACGCGCUUACUUGGAUGGGUUAAAUGCAGAGCACAAAUUCUGAGUAUGGUUUACCAUACUUGGCAAUCACAUCACUCACUUUCACUUUCAGUCUUCGCCUUAUUCACCUUUAGUGCUUUACCUUGAAUUCACUUCCACUUUAUGUGCCUCACUUUCAUAUUUUUUGCGAGAUAAUCAGUAUUAUGCCAGUUGCUGAAAAUAAGCUAUCUGCUUCAGGAAGAAUGAGAUACGUUAUCUUAUUAAAAUCAACAUAUUGUCUUACCAUUACCUCCCCUCUUGCCCCCCAUCCUCCCUUUUUCUAGCAUAAUCCCCUGGUCCCAGGACAAUUUGACUACUCUUGAGUUUCUUAAUUGUCUGGUUGGGAUUUGACUGAUGUCCAUUGUAGGUUUUAAGCUGCUAUCAUGUUUCUCGCUUUAUGAAUGAACGCAUCUGAAUAGCAUCACUCAGCUAUGCCAGUCGGUGCCAAAGGAUGAGGAUCCAGCUUAUGAGGAAAAUGGCUAAUAUAACUGAACUAUUAUAUUGGCUUUUUGUUUGAAGCUUACAAUACAAUAAACUAUUGUUCAGGAAUGAGGAAAUGUAGUUUUGGUACAAACUUUGUUUUCUUUUUUUAACAACUUAUCUUAAAAAUAACUUGACAGGCUACUCAAUACUGGACUGCUCACAUAAUUGUAGACAUCUAAUUAGGCUUAUUUAAGGGUGUGUGUGUGUAUGUUAAAUGAGCAACUGUGAUGUGGCUGCUCCCCAAUGGCCAGAAGGGUUUUGAAUAAUGGACAUGUAAAGGAAUCUUUCCCUCUUUUCAAAUGGCGAGGAGCUCAUGAAUUAUGAAC